UCUGUCGCCUCAGAUCCCUACUGCAUCCGGUGAUGGAUUCCACAUUCUGACCCCAUGUUUCCCUCUCAGAACGAACCACAGCACUGGUUUGUUGUCCAUCAUGUUCAACGACACCAGGAAACCUGUGCAGGAGAGUUUUUAAAUGUGGAAAAGCUGUCAUACUGGGGUAGUUCCACUGUCUCAUCCCUAGAAAUCUGGGUCCGGUGGUACAAACAGUCAUCACAACUGGGGUCUUGCAGUGGAUGACCAUAAGUUCUGUGCUUUCUCAUACCCCCUCCCUUCACAAACUGUUGCAGAACUUCCUUCCUGGCCAUCCAUCCAGUCCACUGAAGCUGCCUUCACAUGCUAGGAUAGGUAUAACUUCCUGAUUCCAUCCCCCUAUCUAUUCACCCGGGACUGUUGGGGAUGGGAUUGGGAGCUGGGGAUUGAGCUGUCCAGGAUGAUCUCCUGUACUCAUCUUACAUCUGUCCAUCCCGUGUCCAGAACACACAUCAAAGUUCAGAACAUGACUGGGAACUGUGACCUCACCCUGACCUGCUCCGUGACCUCAGGCAGCCCCACCAGCUUCAGCUGGUGGAGGGGAGGAGAAGCUGUGGGAAAUGACGACACCCAUCACCUCUGGGAACACAAUCAGACUGUAUCGAUUCAUCAUACCGGAAAGGUCAACGAUGCGAACUACAGGUGUGAGGUCAGGAACCCCAUCAGUCAGGACACAGCAAAUAUCUGGCUGAGGGACUUAUGUAAUAUAACCACAAAAGAAUCAUCAAGAUUAACAAUGAUUGAAAUAAUUAUUAUUUCAAGAAGUGUGGCUGGUAUAUUUAUCGUUGUUCUCCUUAUUUGGCUUGCCUAUUUCAUUCCCAGAAAAGCAACACCAGGUCAAAUGCCUCGAGUCACCGGAGGUUCACAGUCAAGAGGAGACGAUGGCGGUUACUCCUACUGUGUAUGAUACUGUCAAGGCUCCUAGGUCCCCUCCAAUGACCCAUCUGUUGUGAACCAGGAAUCAUCCGUCCUCCACGGAUGUGAUCCGUGUUCUAUAACCAUGUAACAUAUAACAAUUACAGCAUGGAAACAGGCCAUUUUGGACCUUCUAGUCCAUGCUGAACACUUACUCUUACCUAGUCCCACUGACCUGCACUCAGCCCAUAACCCGCCUUCCUUUCCUGUUCAUAUACCUGUCCAAUUUUACUUUCAAUGACAAUACCGAACCUGAUCUACCAUUUCUACUGCAAGCUCGUUCCACACAGCUACCACUCCCUGAAUAAAGAAAUUCCCCUUCAUGUUACCCCUAAACUUUGGCCCCCUAACUCAUGUCCUCUUGUUUGAAUCUCCCAUACUUCCCUUCAAACUUCUACGCUCCAAAGAAUAAAGGCCAAACUUGUUCAACCUUUCCCUGUAACUUAGGUGCUGAAACCCAGGUUUCUACAGCUGCUAUCGUGAGUGCUAGGGUGUUAAAUCAUGGUGGGGAUGGUGGGAGGGGCAGAUAUGGCAAUGGGUUUCUCUUGUGGCCCAGGCAGUGCCCCUGUGAGGGUAGGUGUGGGUGGGGUAGGUAGAACAUGUAUAUCGGGUAACUUGCCCACCCCAUCCUUCACCCUUCCUGUUCAUACAGCUCACCGAGUACCAUCUGUACCAAACCCAUUCACCAACACCUGCUCCGUAGCCUCUGUGCUUUGACUAUUCGAGUGUUCACCAGAUACUUUCAAAUCUUGUGAGAGAACUGUGUUUCAGGUUGCAAACUUGCUUUCCCGAGAUCCCCUCAAAUGCCUCUACUCCUCAGAUUAAACCUAUGCCCUCUGGUACCGGAUGCCUCCAUUAUCUGCCCUUCACUAACUCAAGUUCAAGUUUAUUGUCAUCUGACUGUUUUUAUUUACAACCAAAUAAAACAAUAUUCCUCUGGA
This is a messenger RNA of Hypanus sabinus (Atlantic stingray), 1895 nucleotides long. RefSeq names its product HEPACAM family member 2-like. NCBI's taxonomy places the organism in Eukaryota, Metazoa, Chordata, Chondrichthyes, Myliobatiformes, Dasyatidae. The record is from RefSeq and is a predicted model, not a curated record. The transcript is spliced from 3 exons. Bases 440 to 946 code for a protein of 168 amino acids.